Messenger RNA from Chenopodium quinoa (quinoa), 603 nucleotides. RefSeq lists its product as uncharacterized. The transcript has a single exon. The record is from RefSeq and is a predicted model, not a curated record. Bases 1 to 603 code for a protein of 200 amino acids. Gene Ontology annotation, molecular function: nucleic acid binding; RNA-DNA hybrid ribonuclease activity. NCBI's taxonomy places the organism in Eukaryota, Viridiplantae, Streptophyta, Magnoliopsida, Caryophyllales, Amaranthaceae.
AUGUCAUUCUGGCCAACAGGUAUGUCCUUCUUGGAUUUAAUUGAAUCGUGGAGCAAGCGGGAUUCCAAGAAGGUAUGUCGAGGGGUCAUCUUAAUAUGGAACUUAUGGACUAGAAGAAAUGAGCUGAUUUUAAAUGGAAAGGAGAUGUACCAUGCGAUGAUCGUUGAUAGAGUUUUCCGCCUCGCUGCUGAUUGUUGCACCUAUGCGAGUAAAAUUUACGGUGGAAUCAAGAAGAACUCCUACUCUAGUCAGAAAAUUUGGAAGGUGCCUCCUGAGGGAACAGUCAAGGUAAAUUGUGAUGUGUCAUUAUGUGUGGAUGGGAGGGUUGGUUUAGGAGUUGUUGCCAGAGAUUGGAAAGGAGAUGUCCUAUUUGCAGUUACCAGUCGAACAAGAGCUCAUUGGGCCCCCAUUAUAGCCGAGGUGAACGCUACUUCCUUGGCCAUCAGACUUGCUAAACAACAUGGGCUGUCCGACAUCAUCAUUGAAGCAGAUAACCAAGUUCUCAUCAACCGUCUCUGCAAAGCCUCAAUCUUCUUCACUGACCUCGACUCUAUUAUCGACUAUAUUUUAUCUUCUUGUGUCUAUUUUUAUAAUGUUAUUUGA